Hippocampus zosterae (dwarf seahorse) is the source of this 878-nucleotide messenger RNA. It is a transcript of the gene gpx2, whose product is annotated as glutathione peroxidase 2. Gene Ontology annotation, biological process: response to oxidative stress. Gene Ontology annotation, molecular function: glutathione peroxidase activity. Lineage: Eukaryota; Metazoa; Chordata; Actinopteri; Syngnathiformes; Syngnathidae. The record is from RefSeq and is a predicted model, not a curated record. The transcript is spliced from 2 exons.
AUGCACCCACUUGAUAAGCGUAUUGAAUUUCUGGUGUGGAUCAGUUUUCCCGCUCAGUCAUCUGAUCGCAUCGCCUCCAGUGAGUCAGGUAACCACUGGCCUGUCUUAUCAGAUGCUCAGACAUCCCUUCAGCGCAAAGGCUCUCCUGUUCUGCUAAGGAUGACAUUCAUCGCCAAGACCUUCUACGACCUGAAGGCCACCACACUGGAUGGUGACUUGGUGGACUUCAAUGUAUACCGUGGGCGGGUGGUGCUGAUAGAGAAUGUGGCGUCGCUCUGAGGCACCACCGGCCAGGACUUCAGUCAGCUCCACGAGCUCCAGGGCAAGUACCCUCAUCGACUGGUGGUCCUGGCCUUCCCCUGUAACCAGUUUGGGUAUCAGGAGAAUUGCAGCAAUGGUGAGAUCCUAAAUUCCCUACAACAUGUACGUCCAGGUGGUGGAUUCCAGCCCAAUUUCCCCAUCUUUGAGAAGUGCGAUGUCAAUGGAGCUAACGCACAUCCUGUCUUUGCCUAUCUCAAAGAGAAACUCCCCUAUCCUGACGACGACCCCAACUCCCUCAUGCAAGACCCCAAAUUCCUGGUUUGGAGUCCCAUCAGCAGGACCGAUGUUUCUUGGAACUUUGAGAAAUUCCUAAUAGCACCUGAGGGAGAGCCGUUUAAAAGAUACAGCAGGAAGUUCCCCACGAUUGACAUAGAGCCUGACAUUCAACGACUGCUAAAAUUAACCAAAUCUUAACAAUGCAGACUUUUAACACCCCGUUUAAGUCUUAUUUAAUGAAGGUGAUAUUAUGAAACUCAAAAUAGAUAUCAUCUGAAGCUUUGUAAGCACUUAAAUGAAAUGGUCAAUAUCACGUUGUUUUCAAUUCAACCUGGUGUCGU